Molecule: messenger RNA, 3738 nt
Organism: Thamnophis sirtalis
Lineage: Eukaryota; Metazoa; Chordata; Lepidosauria; Squamata; Natricidae
Source: RefSeq, a predicted model, not a curated record
AAUCCUAAAACCAAAGAGCAGAUUGAAAAUCUGUUACGAAAUGGGAAGAAUAAGGAGCUGCGUGAUCGUCUGUGCCGCAGGCUGACCUUUGGGACCGCCGGUCUCCGUUCCGCCAUGGGGGCUGGCUUCUGCUACAUCAACGAUCUUACCGUGAUCCAGUCGACCCAGGGCAUGUACAAAUACCUUGGGCAAUGUUUUUCUGACUUCAAGCAACGUGGCUUUGUGGUAGGAUAUGACACGCGAGGCCAGGUGACCAGCAUGUGCAGCAGCUUCAGACUUGCCAGACUCACAGCAGCAGUCCUGCUUGCAAAGGGAGUUCCUGUUUACUUGUUCUCAAGAUACGUCCCCACGCCUUUUGUGCCGUAUGCGGUCCAAGAGCUCAGAGCGGUCGCGGGGGUGAUGAUUACAGCUUCCCACAACCGUAAAGAAGACAAUGGCUACAAGGUCUACUGGGAAAACGGUGCUCAGAUCACAUCCCCGCACGAUAAGGAGAUCCUGAAAUGCAUUGAAGAAUGUGUGGAGCCGUGGAACGACUCCUGGAACGAAAAUCUGGUGGACUGCAGCCCUCUCGCUCGAGACCCCCUGCAAAAAAUCUCUGCAAGCUACGUGGAGGACCUGAAAAAAAUCUGCUACCACCGAGAGCUGAACGCAAAGACCCCCUUGAAGUUUGUGCACACCUCUUUCCACGGGGUGGGGCACGACUACGUGCAGCUGGCUUUCCAGGCCUUCGGCUUCCAGCCCCCCAUUCCUGUCCCCGAACAAAAAGACCCCGAUCCAGAUUUUUCCACGGUCAAAUGUCCCAAUCCCGAAGAAGGAGAAUCGGUGUUGGAACUGUCUUUGCGGCUGGCGGAGAAAGAGGGAGCGCGAGUGGUCGUGGCUACGGAUCCUGAUGCGGACAGGCUAGCGGUGGCUGAACAACAGGAAAAUGGCCGCUGGAAAGUCUUCACCGGCAACGAGCUGGCUGCCUUGUUUGGCUGGUGGAUGUUCAAAUGUUGGAAGGAAAAUUGCCCCAAGGAAGCCGACGUGAAGAAAGUUUACAUGUUGGCCACCACUGUCUCCUCCAAAAUCCUGCGGGCCAUCGCUCUCAAGGAAGGGUUUAAUUUUGAAGUGCUGCCCGUGAGCAAAAACAGCCAGAUGAUCACCUUCACCUUUCAAAAUGGCUGCGUGGCCACUCUCCGGACCAGUGGAACCGAACCAAAGAUCAAAUACUAUGCCGAGAUGUGUGCGCCGCCAGGGCAGAGCGAUGUCACCUUGUUGGAAGAGGACCUCACGAAGCUCAUCGGAGCCCUGGUGGAGCACUUUCUGGAGCCCAGCAAGAACCAACUCACCUGGCGCUGUGUGUAGCAGCCACCACCCCCCUCCCCUCCCCCCGGCCUUGGCUGUCGUCGACGUUAUUCCUUGCACCGUGUCCUGCGGAGUUCAGGAACCAAGAGGAAAGCCUCCUCUCCUUGCAUUCAUUUCAUAGGUGUCUGUGAGUGUUUGCUGUGUGAGGUCUCCGUGUCCCUUAGCCAGCGUCCCGAAGCAGUAACAUUUUGUCAGCUUAGUGUACCAAGUAGUAAACUGCUUUGAAGCUGGCCAGAGAUGCCCUCAAAGAGAGUCAGAACCUGUGGGGGAGGGUCUCUGGCAUCAUUUCCUCUCCUUCCCCUCCCCACAGCACAGAUCAGCUCUCUAAAUUCUGUGCUCUACAGAGAUCCCUCCGGAGCUGGGAAACAGCUAGAUUGCAAAAGAAUAAUUGUGUGAAGUCUGGGGGGAAAAAAAGAGGUUCUGCUUCUACAUCGUUAGCUAGAAUAUUGGUAUUAUCUUUACUGUGUUAUCAAGUCUUAAUUUUUCCAGGGGUUUUUGUUUGUUUGUUUUCUAGCUCAUGCUGUGGCAUUCAGUAGUCCUAGGAAUUCCAGCUGUUUUCCAAUCUCCUUUAGAUGGUGUUGCUGGGUGCCAUUUUCAUCCCUUCUGACAAUUUUGCUUCUUGACAUCAACUGAGCCGUUAACCAGUCAAGACGGGCUAAAUCAUCUGAGGUUUUGAUCUAUUCUGCGUUCUUCUGCAUGUAGUUGAGCUAGACUCAGGUGAAUAGAAUAUCAGCUAUUUUAGAAUAGCUGAUAGGGGCAGUGUCAGACUCACCUCUGAACGCCCUGCUUAUGAAAAAGAAAAAUUUUCACAUGAGUCUCAUCAUGCACAGAGACUCCCUUAAUUUGCAAAAAUAAUCAGUCCUAUUUAAACUGUAGAGGUUGGAAGGAAACCUGCAAGCAGAGCUUGUUAAUUACUUGCCAGAACAAAGGAGGUUUAUCGAUGCUGUGAUUUAUAUUAGCAAAUGCUGGCUUGCAAGGUUGAACUUCAGAUGGUAAACAUGGUGGACCAGUGUUUCUCAGCCUUGGCCGCUUGAAGACGGGUGGACCUCAACUAUUAGUAGCUGUGCUGGCUGGGGAAUUCUGGGAGUUGAAGUCCACCCCUCUUCCAGCAGCCAAGGUUGAGAAUCACAGUUGUAAGACAAUCUUGAUGUUCAGAAGGUAACAUUUUUCAAGGAAAGGGAUUCUCCUUGGGAUAUUUUGGCUUGACUAAGAUACCCUAGGAAAAUGCAGUAGGGUGGAAAACUUUGCAUCCAAUUGUGUAUCAGCCUGCCUCUUCCCAAUUUCCAAAUGCCACGUUGGCUAGGAGGCCUGUAAAUUGAAGUCCAGGUUCUCUCCAGGAUACCAAAUGAAGAAGAUGCAUUAGGUAAAUUAUAGAAUAUACCCAGUUUGGUGCAUUUUUCCAUCCACUGUGCUAAGCUGUAGCCCGGGACAUCCAUGGAAAGCAGAAGGAGAACACGUGGAAAGGUUGGCCUCACCGCAGGGCAGAAUCUUUGGCAUGGAUCAUUGAGCCCACAGCUGCUUCCCUCCGUGUAGCUGCAUACACCUCGGGCCUUCUAGGUGGCAGAGGUCCAGUGGAGGACUUAACUACAAAGCCUCUUGAUAGUACAACACGCAGGAUGUUCCCAGUCCUCUUCCUGGAAGAGAACUGAGGGUGUAGCUUUGGUGUAAGGUCAAAUUGGAAGCACAGAAGUCCGAUGCAGCUGCCAGGGCUACGUGGUAGAAUGAAUCUAUACAUGGAUUCUACAGCAUUCAUUGUCAUUCUCAUUUCUAGCUUCCAGGCAAGAUAAUCUCAAGAAUGAUGAUUUAUUUAAUUUUAGGAAAAUGGAAAAAUUGGGUCUAAAGGACGCCCCAGGGGGCUGUUGUGUAACUGUAUGAAAAUUUCUGCAGUCACAGGAGCGAAGCAAAGCGUUUUGCACAUGGAAAGCACAUUGCAGGGAUUUUGAGGAACUCUCUGUACAGCAGAUUUAAGCUUCCAUUGAUACAACCUAGAGCCAGAUUUAUUGCCUUCCUGGGAUAAAUUAUUUAUUCUUUGAAAUAUGGGAAGUGUUAACUCUAGGUCAUUCACUCCAUGGGCUUCACAGGCGUUUCCAAAGUUUGAAGCUGUGCAAUAGAUAUUCUUGAUAUAUUUUGUCUUCAAUUUACAUGCAAUAUUUAUUUAUUUAUUUCGCUUUUAUUUAAAGCUUUAAGUACUUCCAGGUUUUCUAUACUUUUGAGUGACUGAUAAGAAAUGUUGUUUUUUUAAAAAAAAUACGCUAUUGUUUUUCUUUUUGUUUUCUGUAUAUUUGCAAGUGCUCCUAUUCUAGUGAAGAAAGCCUAAUUUAUGUGGUUGAAACCUUUCCUGGAAACUGUGGAUAAAAUACGCUUGCUUGAGAUCUAUAGCCUGAUUUAAAAUGC